GUACAAUACAAAUACUGGUGGAUUCUGCUACUGUUUGUUGAAUAGUUUUGCCAGGCGGGCUAUGACGGCUUGUCGGCUUAUGAAUCGCAAAGAUCAAUUUGGGGAUAAUUGCACUAUAAGCUACCUCGAUGCAUCCAUUUCAGGAGCUACGCUCUUCUCCUGCUGCGCAACCACUGCUUCCACUGGAAGAGUCCAAUAAGAAGAGAACUGAGAGACUUUUGCAGAUAGAGUGAGGGUUAAAGGAAGUAAUAUGGCUGAGAAAACAGGGAAUGAAUGGACUGCUUUAGCACAUAUAAUAACAGCAGUGAUAGGAUCAGGAGUUCUAUCAUUAGGAUGGAGCAUGUCACAACUGGGAUGGAUUGCCGGCCCAAUAGCCAUGCUUUGUUUUGCUUCUGUCACCCUCACUAGUGCUCUUCUUCUCUCCAAUUGUUAUAAAUCCACUGAUUCUGACCUCCACACCAUCACCCAUGCAUCUUACCUUGAUGCUGUCCACUCCAUCUUAGGAAUUAGAAGCGCCUGGUUUUGCGGCAUCAUUGUGGGGAUAAAUUUCAUAAAGAUUGGAAUUGUGUACACUAUCACCUCUGCUAUUAGCAUUGGAGCUAUUCAGAAAUCAAACUGCUAUCAUUAUGAAGGCCACAAUGCUACUUGUUCGUAUUCAAACACUAAAUAUAUGAUUAUAUUUGGAUCACUUCAAGGACUAGUGUCUCAAAUUCCUGACUUCCAUAAUACAGAAUGGCUCUCCGUCAUUGCUGCAAUAAUGUCUUUCACAUAUUCAUUUAUCGGAUCAGGUCUUAGCUUAGCCAAAAUAAUAGAUAAUGGAGAAAUAAUGGGUGGCAUUGGAGGAUUGCCUGCUUCUAAUCCCAGUAAAAAAGUAUGGUCAGUUGCACAAGCGCUUGGGAACAUUGCCUUUGCCUUCCCAUUCUCUGUCGUAUUUUUAGAGAUACAGGUGCAUCAAAUUUACAUUCAUCCGCCAAAGUAAAAUAUGAAAUGUGGCAAUUUGUUAAAACUUUUAAAAUAUGAAGCAUACAUUGAGGGCACCUUCAGAAAAGGCAACCAUGAAGAAGGCCUCAAUAAUGGCAGUCUGCACUACCACACUUUUCUACCUGAGCUGUGGUGGAAUGGGUUAUGCAGCUUUUGGCAAUAGAACACCUGGGAACCUCUUAACAGGAUUUGGUUUUUACGAGCCCUAUUGGCUUGUCGACUUUGCUAAUGCCUGUGUUGCUCUUCACCUUGUUGGAGGAUAUCAGGUGUUCAGCCAGCCGUUGUAUGCAAAUGUAGAGAGAUGGCUUAGGGAGAAAUAUCCAGAAUGUCAAUUUGUACAUAAGAACUAUAUUUUAAAUUGCCAACACUUCGGAGCUUUUCAGUUUAACUUCGCGAGAUUGGUCUUUCGGGUUGCUUAUGUUGCAAUUAUCACUGGGAUCGCCAUUCUGUUCCCGUACUUUAAUCAGGUUGUGGCAGUCGCGGGAUCAGUCAACUUCUGGCCUAUAGUUGUUUACUUCCCAGUGGAGAUGUACCUAAAGCAGAAAAACAUUGAAUUUUGGACAACCCAGAAGAUCGUUCUUCGUGCAUAUACAUACAUAUGCUUGGUAAUCAUCCUAUUUGCCUUUGUGGGUUCUGUUAGAGGAUUGAUUCUGGCAAGGUCCCGCUAGGACACUAUCAGGGAAUUUUAUAUGUGAUAUAUAUUCAUAGUACAUUUUAUUGACGAAUAAAGGUCAAGUUUGUAAAUUUUUAAUAUGUGAUAUAUAUUCAUAGUACACUAGUAUAGUACCCGUGCAUACGCACGGAAAAAAGAAGUUGAUGCAUAUA
This is a messenger RNA of Cuscuta epithymum, 1806 nucleotides long. The record is from the annotation of a GenBank genome assembly. NCBI's taxonomy places the organism in Eukaryota, Viridiplantae, Streptophyta, Magnoliopsida, Solanales, Convolvulaceae.